Molecule: messenger RNA, 971 nt
Organism: Zophobas morio
Lineage: Eukaryota; Metazoa; Arthropoda; Insecta; Coleoptera; Tenebrionidae
Gene: RpL8
Product: Ribosomal protein L8
Exons: 4
Coding region: 100-873 (257 amino acids)
Biological process (GO): cytoplasmic translation
Cellular component (GO): cytosolic large ribosomal subunit; ribosome
Molecular function (GO): RNA binding; structural constituent of ribosome
Source: RefSeq, a predicted model, not a curated record
CUUUGUUGCGAUUGACAGUUGACGUUUCUCAAUACGUCGAACGAAAAUCCCCAGCGGCAUCCUUUUCUUUUGAUAGCAGCAAAACACGUCUAGUUCGUGAUGGGACGUGUAAUCCGAGCACAGCGUAAAGGUGCGGGAUCAGUCUUCAAAUCCCACACCAACCGGAGAAAGGGGGCCCCCAAGUUGCGUUCGUUGGAUUUUUCAGAACGCCAUGGCUACAUUAAAGGUGUCGUUAAAGACAUCGUGCACGACCCCGGUCGUGGCGCCCCUCUAGCCCUCGUCCACUUCAGAGACCCCUACAAGUUCCAAACCCGCAAAGAGCUGUUCAUUGCACCGGAAGGCAUGUACACCGGACAGUUUGUGUACUGUGGAAAGAAAGCUAACCUCCAAAUCGGUAACGUGUUGCCAAUUGGGGCCAUGCCUGAAGGUACCAUUGUGUGCAACCUAGAGGAAAAAACUGGAGAUCGUGGCCGUUUGGCGCGUGCCUCUGGGAACUACGCCACCGUUAUCGCCCACAACCACGACACGAAAAAAACCAGGGUUAAGUUGCCCUCAGGAGCCAAGAAGGUUGUUCCUUCGAACAACAGGGCCAUGGUUGGAAUUGUUGCCGGUGGUGGCCGUAUCGACAAACCCAUCUUGAAGGCAGGCCGCGCCUACCACAAAUACAAGGUUAAGCGCAACUGCUGGCCGAAGGUGCGUGGUGUCGCCAUGAACCCGGUUGAGCAUCCUCACGGUGGUGGUAACCAUCAACACAUCGGUAAAGCUUCGACUGUCAAGAGAGGAACAUCCGCUGGUCGCAAAGUCGGUCUUAUCGCCGCUCGCAGGACGGGUCUUAUUCGGGGUGGCAAGGUUGAGUCUAAGAAGGACGAUUAGAUUGUUAGACUCGAGCGCCCGCUUUGUAUUUCAUGUAAAAUUUUCAUGUAUUUGCGUGUAUUGGUGAAAUAUAAGGAUGGUGAAAAUUUUUUACUUUA